AUGGCUGCAGGCAUCGUGAAGGAGCGUGGAGCAGGGAGGGGUUUGAGGACCAUCACUUUGACAUAUGUUGGCCUGCUCACCCUUAUACUGCUGGCGUCGUUUAUCUCACAGUCGUGGGGCGCACCAAAGGGCUCUUUCCAACGGAGAAACUGGACCCCGCAGGCUAUGCUGUACCUUAAGGGCACUCAGGGACGAAGAUUCAUCUCAGAGGAUCGUAAAGAGGGAGAUGUCUAUGACACAUUACACUUAGAGACCCGCAGUCAGAACACAGAGAAUCUGAGCGUGGACCAGGCCGCCACCGUCCUGCUCAACUUCCUGCAGCAGACCAGAGAGGGAGCUAAGGAGAAUCCAAAUGAGGUGUAUUUCCAGGAGCUGCCGGUGUGGAAGAGAGAAUACUUUUGAUCGUCUUUCAUACAUUUCAUUUCUUCAGUCCUGUGUACAAUUCCAGUUGUUUUGUAUAAAUAAAUUAUCUGACAAUGUUUGAAAUGUGAUGUUUUAAUAAAAGGAGUUUGAAUCCAUAGCACUAUUGGUCUGAUAUUGUCAAAGUGUUUUAAACUUCCAUGAUAGAAUAUUCAAGGUAUGUUUCAAAACCAUUAUGACACCCAAAAUGUCCUAAAGGUCAUACAAAUACAGUAUUUAUGAUGACAUAUCAAGUUUACAAAUAAAUCAAGGUUUGAUGAUAUUGUCAUGUAAAUGAAGGAUGUUACCAAAGAGAGAGUUGCUGUUUUUUAAGCAUCUAUUUUUUUAAGCGUAAUUUUGCAGGUCAAACUUCAUUCUAAAAACACAAUUGUUGUGCAACUUCUCUGAAAACAAUAGGUGAACAUAAUGGUAAGAAAGUAGAAAAAACAAACGUUACAUUUAUAAAUACCUCCGGCUAUACGGAUACAAU
Molecule: messenger RNA, 889 nt
Organism: Trematomus bernacchii (emerald rockcod)
Lineage: Eukaryota; Metazoa; Chordata; Actinopteri; Perciformes; Nototheniidae
Gene: spx
Product: spexin hormone
Exons: 6
Coding region: 1-402 (133 amino acids)
Molecular function (GO): neuropeptide hormone activity
Source: RefSeq, a predicted model, not a curated record